AAAGUGUCGAUGGUGGCGUCGUCAUCGUCGCCGGCGAAGAUCCGGAAGGUGUUGGGAUUGGGAUUCUGGGUGCAGGGCUUCAGGUGCUUCCCAUGGUUGGCCGUCAACUUCUUCCUCAAGGACGGACUCCAAGUGGAUUCUUCCACUCUCCAGCUCCUCCAGAACUCCGCCAACCUACCCAUGGUCGGAAAACCCCUUUACGGUCUCGUUUCCGACGCUGUCUACAUUGCCGGCCAGCACCGCGUUCCCUAUCUCGCCCUUGGCGCGUUCUUACAAGCAGUGUCAUGGUUGGCUAUAGCGAUCCUCUCUCAAUCAGGCAUCUCACUUAGCACCAUGAGCUUGUAUCUCCUCCUCGGUAAUUUGGGUGCUUCAAUUGCUGAGGUUGCCAAUGAUGCCAUUGUUGCAGAGGCAGGGAAACAACUUACUUCCUCCAAACAUUCUCAACCAUCAUCCUCGGGCGAGCUCCAGUCUUUUGUUUGGAUGGCUUCAGCUGUCGGUGGAAUUCUUGGAUUUUUCCUAGGUGGUUUUGCCAUUGACAGAUACGCUCCCCAAAAGAUGUUCCUGUUCUAUGGCUUUAUCCUCAGUGUUCAGUUUUUCAUAUGCAUUCUUGUCAAGGAGAAUUGUUUGAACCUUCCCAAGAGAAGAUCAGAUGCUGGAAUUCGAGAGAAGCUGUCUGAGCUCUCAAUUGCAUUAAGAAAACAUGAGAUUGCUUACUCAAUCACAUGGUUUGCAGCAUCAUAUGCCAUUAUUCCAUCAUUGACAGGCACAAUGUUCUUUUACCAGACACAAUAUUUGAAUAUUGACUCAUCGGUGUUGGGAAUUUCAAAGGUAUUUGGCCAGGCGGCAAUGCUCAUGUGGAGUGUCAUCUAUAAUCGUCACCUGAAAUCGGUCACACCAAGGACACUAAUUUCAGCCAUUCAGGUUACUAUGGCUUUAUUUAUGAUUUCUGAUGCGUUGUUUGUGGAAGGGUUUUACCGAAAUAUGGGGCUGUCAGACAAUAUUUAUGUGGUUGUAUUUUCUGGUCUCUCAGAGGUUCUCUUGUUUAUUAAGAUUCUACCCUUCAGCAUUCUUGUAGCAAAGCUCUGCCCACCAGGUUGUGAGGGAUCUUUAAUGGCAUUUGUAAUGUCUGCAAUAGCGAUUGCGUUUAUUAUGAGCGGAUAUCUUGGUGUUGCACUUGCAGCUUAUGUUGGGGUUACAGGAAAUGAAUUCUCAGGGCUUCCGCUUGCCCUCCUAAUACAAGCAUUUCUCACACUCUUGCCACUCUACUGGUCAUCAUGUAUUCCUAUCCUUGAGUUGGAAUCCGAUCAUGUAAACGAAAAACCCGGUAGCAAGGAAGAAUAGCGUAAUGGAGAUUGGCUCCCUAAUGUUUGGUUGGUGAUUUAGGUUUUUUCACAUUCCUCCUUUGUAGCAUUACCACUAGUUGAAUUCUAGAACUUAUACAGAACGUUUUCUACAUUGGAAGGAUCUUUUUUUCAUUUUUGAAAGGGGCAUAUGGAAGGAUCUUUCUUGUACUUGUUACUCAAUACAGUAAUUGGGAUGAUGCAGUCA
Messenger RNA from Argentina anserina (silverweed cinquefoil), 1548 nucleotides. RefSeq names its product probable folate-biopterin transporter 7. The transcript has 2 exons. Lineage: Eukaryota; Viridiplantae; Streptophyta; Magnoliopsida; Rosales; Rosaceae. The record is from RefSeq and is a predicted model, not a curated record. Bases 10 to 1341 code for a protein of 443 amino acids.